Messenger RNA from Meloidogyne enterolobii, 1455 nucleotides. The record is from the annotation of a GenBank genome assembly. Lineage: Eukaryota; Metazoa; Nematoda; Chromadorea; Rhabditida; Meloidogynidae.
UUUUACAACGUGCACGGAACUGGCGGCAUGGAAUCGGCCGGCACGGAACUGGUUUCGGCACGGAAUCGGCGACACGGAAACGGCGGCACGGAAUCGGCUGCACGGAAAGUUCUACAAAAGUUUUAUAAAUCUUUUUGAUAAAUUGAAAAAAUGUUAAAACGUGGAUGCGCCGGAAUGGAACUUGAAAUGGAUGAGUCAAUGCAAACAACGCCGCCAAAAAAUCCGAGAAGAGAAGAUGAAAGGAAUGGACAGCAACAAACACCCCAAACGCCUUCACCUUCUCGUUUGGUAUAUCAAAUGAAUGUUUUAGACGCAGCUUUGACCCAUUAUUUUAGUCCUAAAAGAAAAUCACCAAGUCGAGUAGCUGGGAGAGCACAAAGAAAAUUAAACUUUGGAGUAGUCGAUUCUGAACAAGAAGAGGAAGAAAAAGAAGAUAUUUUAAUGGAUGAACAAAAUAUGGAAUCUUCAACCAGAAAACUCGAAGUACAAAAAAUUGGGAGGAAAGGACCUCUAGAUUGUAAUAUUUCUGCAAUUAGGCAUUGCUUUAAUGAAUUGGAUGACUAUUUACCAAAAAAUUUAAUUUUAAAAGAAAAGGAAUCAAAUCUUUUUCAAGAAUGGUUUAAUUUACUUUUUAGUGGAGAAUUUAAUAUUUUGGUACACGGAUUGGGAUCUAAACGGAAACUAUUUGAAAAUUUUCGAGAAUUUUUGUCUUCCUAUCAUUGCUUUGUUAUUGAUGGUUUAUUUCCUGGAAUGUCAGUUUCUACUAUUUUUGAACAAAUUGAAAUUAAUUUGGGGCUGAAAUCACGUGUAAAAUUUAAAACAAAAAUAAAUGAUUGGGCAGAAGAAUUAAUUGACAAAAUAAAAGAAGAGUUUAUUUUUAUUUUAAUUAAUCAUAUUGAUUCACCCCAACUUCGAUCAAGACAACAACAAGAAGCUCUUUCUAUUCUUGUUAGGUCAAAGAGGAUUCGUUUAAUUGCUAGUGUUGAUCAUGUGAAUGCAGCUCUCUUGUGGGACCAGUCUCUCCGUGAUGCCUUUAAUUGGUUAUAUUACCCAGUCUCCACAUUAAAUUGUUAUGGAAAUGAAGUAUUUUCUUCAAAUGGAAAUAUUUUAGACCAUCGUGUAAAAGGAGUUAGUGGACGUGCACACACAAUAGAAUCUUUGGAUGUUUUUUGGCAAGCAACAACAACAAAUAUGAGAAAAAUACUUGAACAACUAGCAAUUCAUGCACCAAUGUAUUCCGAACGUUUUAAAUGGGAUUCUCUAAAUAUUCCAAAAUUUUGUCGAAUUUUAAAAGAGGAAUUUGCAACAACAUCAGAAACUGUUCUUCGUCAACAAUUAAUUGAAUUUAGAGACCAUUCAAUUAUUCAAUUUAAUAAAGAUGAACAUAUUCUGUUGACAGUAGACAGGAAUUUGUUAGUUAAUUUUUUGGAACAGAAAAUGAAACAAAAUGAUUAA